AUGGAUCAAACGUCGGAAAAUAACCACCUUGAACAUAUCAGUACGGCCAUGUACAAGCUGAGAGAUUACGUUUUACAUGUUUUAAGUUUUCUGUUGUACCGCUUUACCCGAUCUCUCAUUGUUACCUUCCAAAAAUUCACAUGGGCAGUGUCAGGUGUCGAAAAAAUUUGCCGCGAUGCCAGACGAGGCCUGCAAUUCCGGCAAAGUGCUCACGUCUUGGAUAUAUUUUGGAAACGGAAGUUCCUGCCACAUACAAUCGCAGAUCCGAAAGAUUUUAUUGCGACCCACAGUUGCUUUAAACAUCCCAAUUAUGUGCUUAAACCAAACGUGUCUCUUUACUGCAUGACUAAAACUGACGCCAUUUUUAUUGAGGUGGCAGAAGGCGCGAAUUUAUACAAACAUCAGCAUAAUAAGUAUCUGUACGAGACCCAGUUCGAACACGCCAAGAAAAUUGUAAUGAUGCCUUUAGCAUCUUUUCAUAAAAUAGCUUCCGAUGUCGGCAAUCCGAAAGUUCCAGUUCUUUGGAUUUCUAGCACAGGACGGUGUGGUUCUACUCUUCUUGGACAGGUCUUUUACAGAAUCCCUGGAAUGCUGCUUCUUUCGGAACCGGACUCCAUCACCAACUUGGGAAACCUGUAUAAGAGUAAGGAACUUCAGAAAGGAGAAUACGAACAAUUACUUGCGAGUGCAGUUCGUCUGCUCUGCAAACCGGAUGACCGUUACAGCAUGAUGUGUAUCAAGGUUCGUCCGAGCAUGACCAGACUGUCUGAAGAGAUCGCUCACAUGUUUCCUCAAAUCCGACAGUUGUUCAUGUAUAGAAACAGUCUGAAGACGGUGCUUUCAUAUUUAACAAUUCUGCAAACCGACCCUGCCUACCAAGCCAUGCGUUUUAUAAUGGACCACAAAGUGUUGUCCACGAUUUUGCCUUUCUUUAGAACUGGUCUUUACAAUUACUAUGCCAAUUUUAAUGCCAAGGAAAUCGAAUCGAUCAAACCGUCCAAUUUAUCAACCGUGGGCAUCUUCACUGCGGCCUGGGCUGCCGGUGUCAGCCGAUGCGUGGAAUACCGAGAAAAGGGAUUGCCCAUUAUUCCAAUUUUAUACGAAGAUUUAAUGAAAAAUCCAAUGCAAAGCUGCUUAGUGCUUUUUACAAAAUUAGACAUUCGUAAAGAAUAUGUGUCGUUAGCUGCCGAAGCUUUCAAAGUGGAUUACCAAAAAUCGUCCGUCCUUGGCCAAGGUCUUCUGCCUCCGGAUUCCAGGCGAGCCAUUCCACCGGAGGGAAGAGUAGAAGCAGAUUCCAUCCUGAAAAAAUAUGGACUACAUAAAUUAGGCGAGCGAUUUGAAAUUCCUGGUCUCAUGAGGUUUGAAUGAACUUAACGAAUUCGUUGAUGUGCUACCGUAAAUGCUUCUUAAAUGAUCUGAUAUUAAUGAUUUAAAGACUUGUACAUGAUAUUGUUACAUUACUCAAUCUAGAUCUGUCAACUUCCUUAAGAAAUGCGAGUUCAACCUGAUGACGAGAAUAAUGGCAUACAUAUUGCUAGCCCAUCAAAAUUUGCUCUCUCUCAUCGAGAGCAUGUGAUUGGAUGAGUUUGUGAACACACCUUAGAUCUAGAAUGACUGAAGGAAUCCAGAGAAAAUAAGCAUAUAUGCUUCGUUAUGUUACGUACACCUGAUGUCACUCGGCAAUUGAGUCUACAUACAUAUCUUUAUUGAUUCAGUGUCCUCAUACAUGCAUUUUGCUUUAUUCGGUUGUUAAUUAGGCUGUAUACUGUAUUAUUAUGAAAAUAUUUUUAUAUCUUU
Molecule: messenger RNA, 1797 nt
Organism: Lottia gigantea (owl limpet)
Lineage: Eukaryota; Metazoa; Mollusca; Gastropoda; Lottiidae
Exons: 1
Coding region: 1-1368 (455 amino acids)
Source: RefSeq, a predicted model, not a curated record